GCAUCGGUAAAAUGCUAAUUAUCCAGAUAGUUUGUGUUUUGUGUUUAACAACUUUUUCCACAGUUACUUCCAUGAUAUUGCUCUGUGAUCCUUUGGAUAAUGUUUCCUAUCAUAAGCAACUUAACGAGUGUAUCCCAUGUGAUAAAUGUCCUGUUGGCUUCGGGAAAAUAACACUAGAGAUCGGAAAACAUUUAAAUGAACCAAAAAGGAAUCUGACAUUGUAGUAGAUCAACCAUAUGGUUCAUCUAGCUGUAUACCAUGUCGCCCGUGCAAACCAGUGUAUUAUAGUGAUGUACACGCAUACAAAUGUAAACUAUGUACCAACUGUACAGAGUUAAACAAGUCUGAACGCAUGUCUUGUACUUCAAAAGAGGACACAGUCUGUGGAGAACUGCAGUUUAAUGCUAAAAAGGACAAACCUAGGAGUACUGAUAAAAGUGAUGGAGAUACGCAUUCUAAUGGAUUACAAUCAGGUGCAAUUGCAGGAAUUGUGUUGGCAUUGAUAAUAAUUAUUAUAAUUAUAACUGUUGUUGCAUUUGGAUAUAGAUGGAAAUUUAAAAAAGCUCAGCGUAGACAUGAUGUACAGGCAGAGAAUGGGCAAUAUGGUUCUUACGACAAUAUGAUUUGCAACUAUAGUCCUAGCCAAGAGAGAGGAAAACAAUGUACUUAUGAGAAACUUGAUGAACGAAAUAGUCAUCGUGACUCAGAAGAUGACGAAGAUGACGAAACAAAAGCAUUAAUUCCACCAUGUGGGCGCUUUCCGCUCAGACGAAAACGGACGAGACAUUUUACAUACCCUUUCAGUGAAUUAAAAGCUGAUGAUUCAGAAUCUGAUGAAAAUAUAUGUGAUAUUGAACAAGACUCAAAUUUAAGUCUUUCAAAACGGUAUUCGUAUCCUGAUGUGAGUUUUACAAAAGUAUCAAUACAAAACAAUAUUCUAGAUUCUGGUAUAACAGACUUUACAUCACGACAAGAACCACACAAGAUUCUUCUGUCUUUCAAUGUUCCAGAUAAAAACAGAGUGAUAGACAAAGUGCAAACAUGGGAUUGUAAAUAUAAUUGGUCAGAUAAGAACAUUUCCAGGCGUACUGUUUCAGCAUAUAACUUUCUAGAAACACAUGCAAGUGGUCAAGAGAGUGCUCUCAAGAAAGUUCGGGGAUGGGAAAACAAAGAAGAGCUGUCAACAAAGUUUAUGAGUAAAGUAGCCCGACACCUUGGACCACGAUACAAAUUCCGUAGUUUGUCCAGAGAAUUAGGAUUGUCUGACACUGAUCUAAUGAAUAUUCAACAGAACUACAAAGAUGAUGUUGUAGAGCAGGGAUACCAGGUUUUACUGAAAUUAAAACAAAAAGAACUGAUACAGACAGAAAGUGACGUUAUUAAUAAAAUUCUGGAAUUAGGUUUUAAUAAAAUAGCUACCAAAAUUAAUAACCAUGCAAACAUUAUGGUGAACAGACUGUGUGCUUAGUUAUUGAGCAUAUCAACAUUUAAUAAUAUUUAUGUACAAUCGUCUUUGUUUUUGUUGAAGUUUUUGUUCAUGUAUAUGUUUUGUCUUUUAUUUGUUCUUUUAUGUAAAAAUCACAGAUGAUUUUUUGAAAAGAUAGUUGCACAAAUUAUAUACCUUUUUAUUAUAAUUGAUCGGAUUAUUUUCCAGAACUGGUUCACAAGUAUUGAAUGUUUUGUUAAGAGAGAAUGCAUUUUUGAAUCAUUUAUAAUGUUGAUCUACAUGUUUGUUACAUUUUACGGGCAUUUCAUGCUGUACUAUAAAUAUGUUCAUA
Molecule: messenger RNA, 1778 nt
Organism: Mytilus trossulus (common blue mussel)
Lineage: Eukaryota; Metazoa; Mollusca; Bivalvia; Mytilida; Mytilidae
Exons: 8
Coding region: 353-1468 (371 amino acids)
Source: RefSeq, a predicted model, not a curated record